GUGGUAUCUUAUCACGGUACUAUCGCUUCUUGGAGUGGAACUUGUCGCAUUUGUGACUUCCACGUAGUACGAUGGAGAUAAACUUCAAAGGUAAAAGGGCUCUAGUAACAGGGGCUGCUCAAGGUAUCGGGCGCGGCAUCGCCGAAAAGCUACUACAAUGUGGAGCCACCGUCAUCGCUUUGGACGUUUCUAAACCGGCACUAGACCAACUAAAAACCCAAUGCCCUUCCGUCGAACUUCUCGUGGUUGACCUCUCCAACUGGUCAGCCACAGCUGACGCUAUUAAGUCCGUUUUCCCCAUCGACCUAGUAGUGAACAACGCCGGCAUAGCCACAAUCGACCCUCUUACUUCCAUCACCGAAGACCAGUUCGAUCGAAUGUUCACCGUCAACGUCAAAGCUCUGAUUAACGUCACCAAAACCGCUAUUGGAGACAUGGUAGCCCGCAAAUCCUCUGGAGCUAUAGUCAAUAUAUCGUCGCAAGCUUCACAGGCCGCUCUUUUGAACCAUACUCUGUACUGCGCAACCAAGGGGGCCAUCGAUGCUUUUACGAGGGCGACAGCGCUAGAGUACGGCCCCCAUAACAUAAGGAUUAAUUGUGUUAAUCCAACGGUCGUGAUGACCGAAUUAGGGAGGAAGAUUUGGAGUGACCCCAAAAUGGGGGAGCCCAUGCUGGCCAAAAUCCCGCUGAAGCGGUUCGCAGAGAUCGAAAAUGUGGUCGAUGCUGUUGUGUUUUUGCUUAGUGAUAAGGCGGCAAUGAUAACGGGGAGCUGUCUCCCGGUGGACGGGGGGUUUUUAGCUUGUUGAUUAAGUUUGAAUAAAAUAAAAAUAAUGCUUUAUUAUGUG
Molecule: messenger RNA, 845 nt
Organism: Zophobas morio
Lineage: Eukaryota; Metazoa; Arthropoda; Insecta; Coleoptera; Tenebrionidae
Product: L-xylulose reductase-like
Exons: 4
Coding region: 72-806 (244 amino acids)
Biological process (GO): xylulose metabolic process; glucose metabolic process
Molecular function (GO): L-xylulose reductase (NADPH) activity; carbonyl reductase (NADPH) activity
Source: RefSeq, a predicted model, not a curated record